Messenger RNA from Silurus meridionalis, 2088 nucleotides. It is a transcript of the gene necab3, whose product is annotated as N-terminal EF-hand calcium binding protein 3. Gene Ontology annotation, molecular function: calcium ion binding. The record is from RefSeq and is a predicted model, not a curated record. Lineage: Eukaryota; Metazoa; Chordata; Actinopteri; Siluriformes; Siluridae. Bases 163 to 1242 code for a protein of 359 amino acids. Gene Ontology annotation, biological process: regulation of amyloid precursor protein biosynthetic process. Gene Ontology annotation, cellular component: Golgi cis cisterna; endoplasmic reticulum; cytoplasm. The transcript has 13 exons.
CAGCAUCAUUGGUUGAGGAGGACCGCUAGCUGGAGCAGGUUACAGUACCGCAGCAUCGCUCUCUGAACAGAACACCCUGUAUCUUGUUUCAGAUACCGCAACCAAAGCGACUCACUCUAACUGUCUUCUUCUUGUUAGUGGUUUUGAUAGCACAGGACAAAGAUGCUGGCAUGCACGGAGAUGAUCACGAUGUGCCUUCAGUCGGCGAAACGAGAUUAUCUGCGCUCCGAACAUGAGCAGCAGCUGCAGCACAACCACGGACUUUCCAUUUUUCACGACAUUUUCCGGCGUGCAGACAAAAAUGAUGAUGGCAAGCUGUCCUUUGAAGAAUUCAAAGCAUACUUUUCAGAUGGGAUUCUCACGACUGAAGAGCUGCAGGAGCUGUUCUACUCUAUUGAUGGGCGACAGACAAACAACCUUGACACUGACAAGUUAUCAGAUUAUUUUUCUCAACAUCUUGGGGAGUAUCUGAAUGUUCUCUCAGCUCUAGAGAAGCUCAAUGUUGCCAUCCUAAAAGCAAUGGACAAGACUAAAGAGGAGUAUCAGGGCUCAUCCGUUUUGGGUCAGUUUGUGACACGUUUUAUGUUGAGGGAGACGUCCAGCCAGCUGCUCUCUCUUCAGAUGUCUCUGCAGUGUGCCAUGGAGGCUGUGGAGGAGCAGAGCAGCCCUGCACCGGUUGAGGUGAAGGUACCAGAGUAUCUUUCCUUUCAGAAAAAUAACAGGAGGUGUGGCCGCAGAGUGCAGAAAAACAUGUGCCUCUCUCCUACAGACCCAUACUCUGGCAUCCUUACUACAGGUGUUACUGUGGAUACAGAUGACCACUGGUCCUCUCAGAUCAACAGACUGCAACAGCUCAUUGACAAACUGGAGUGUCAGAGUCCAAAGCUCGAGCCGCUGAAAGAGGACCCGCUGGCCAGCACAUAUAAAUCAAACAUUCUGUUGGUGCAGAGGCAGAUGGCAGUGACAGAGGACAAUAUCGAGGAGUUUCAAAAGGCCCUAAAAAGCUAUGCUGAUUCCACCACCAACCAAAGUGACAACCUACAUGUGUCCAUCCAAAAGCUUCCUGAGAAGAACUGCUACAUAAUAUACGAGUUCUGGCAAGAUCGUCUAUCCUGGAUGAGUUAUCUGCAGUCUGAAGCAAGUAAAGAUUUCCAGCGCUCUAUCAUAGAUAUGCUGGAGGAUCCUGAACUCGUCUCCACCAUGCUCAUGCCUGCAUCAUGGUGGAUUAUGACAAACAAUUAACCUUUCCAAUAUGCAGUAUAAAGCCUUCGCAAAUGAAGGGGGAAAAAGAAACAUCUCAAACUGACCCUGUGUGUACGUGUCUUGCUGCUCCCUAUAGCUCAGACAAAAAAAUUGUCUUCCUUCCACCUCAUGGCUUCCUUGUGUUCCUUUAUCAUUCCAUCUGUAUGAAAAUGAUCAAACAAAUUCAAGCAUGGUUCAAAUCUCUCUAGCAUGUAUAGAAAAUCAGUGACUUUCGCAUCAUGCUGAGGCUGUCGGCAGAGCUCCUGCAAUUAAAGAGCUUACAUGGCUUUGAGGUGGAAACUGUGUACAGACCAAGAAAGAUGCAUUUUUUUCACCUAAAACAAGUAAAAGUGUAAAAAAAAAACGAUUUGCUUUGACGACUCUAGACUCUUCCUUGGGUACCAUAGAACAAAAGAAAAAUUGCUGUUUGAGCUGCAUGCUUAUUAGAAAUUUUAGUUUAAGAUGUGGUUGACAAACCAUUAUCCAUGCUUGCUUAAGGUUUCUAAAUAUGAACCUGAACUGUGUGAUUAUGUGAAUAGAGUAUCUGGAAAUUGACUCUUCUUCCUUGUGGUUUCUCAGUCGUUACGCAAGUCCUACCAAUUUCAGCUCGUUAUUUUAUGUACUAACAUAUUUAUAUUACAUACGUCAUUUACAGUAGUACUCAGUUUCCUUUAUUGAUUUCAGAGUGUUUGAUGAAUAAGAAUAUCUCUAGAUGAUGAAAUAGCCUGUAUAUGUUACUUGCUUGACUUACUGUUGAACAGAUUUAUUUAUUUAUGCAUUGACUUAUUAUUUGCUUAUCUAUCUAUUGUAUUCAAGCAUAUACGAAGAAAUAAAACUGAAAACAUG